This is a messenger RNA of Camponotus floridanus (Florida carpenter ant), 715 nucleotides long. RefSeq names its product coiled-coil-helix-coiled-coil-helix domain-containing protein 10, mitochondrial (gene Chchd2). Bases 174 to 617 code for a protein of 147 amino acids. Lineage: Eukaryota; Metazoa; Arthropoda; Insecta; Hymenoptera; Formicidae. The transcript is spliced from 3 exons. The record is from RefSeq and is a predicted model, not a curated record. Gene Ontology annotation, cellular component: mitochondrion; nucleus. Gene Ontology annotation, biological process: mitochondrion organization.
CCCUUUUUAUCAUUCAAUUGCGCAAUCAAAGAAUCGCACAGCGUUGCGCAGCAUCUAUCGUAAUUUGUCGAACGAAGUCGAGGGAUCAAGAAUCAAGUUCAACUCAGAUUCGCGCAUUGCGAGAGUAUCUUUCGAGUCAUUUCGCAAGUCGAUCUAGUAAAAAACAAGAGAAAAUGCCACGACGUGGACGCGCUGCCGCACCUCCUCCAAGAAUCAUGAGACCGGCCGUGAUUGCACCCGCGUCCGUGCCAUCCCGAGUCCCAGCUCGAGUCCCAGCUCAAGCCCCACCAUCGGCACCCAUGGUGGCCCAGCCACAGCAACCAUCGCUCAUGGGCCAGAUGGCCGCUACUGCUGGCGGUGUAGCCCUCGGAUCUGCCGUGGGACAUACCAUCGGUCACGCCAUGACUGGACUCCUCAGUGGAGGAUCCAGCGAGACUGCUGCUGCUCCUGCUGCACCGCCGGCUGCGACCCAGGUUGCCCCAACACCAGCCCCCGGAGGUGCUUGCUCAUUGGAGGUUAAGCAGUUCCUGGACUGUGCCGAGAAUCAAUCUGAUUUGAGCCUAUGCCAAGGAUUCAGCGAGGCACUGCGUCAGUGCAAAAUUGCCAAUAAUAUCUAAAUUAAUGUAGAAAACGAAAAAUCUAGAAAUUUUCUAGGUGAAAUUCAAGUAUAUGCUGUAAUUAUAUAGAUAAAGAUAUCCUAUAUGUACAAUGAAAA